Messenger RNA from Oryzias latipes (Japanese medaka), 1002 nucleotides. RefSeq names its product C1q-related factor-like. The record is from RefSeq and is a predicted model, not a curated record. Gene Ontology annotation, biological process: maintenance of synapse structure. Lineage: Eukaryota; Metazoa; Chordata; Actinopteri; Beloniformes; Adrianichthyidae. Gene Ontology annotation, cellular component: synapse. Gene Ontology annotation, molecular function: protein binding.
CACCAUUUUCCAUUUCUCUGAAGCAUCUUCAGUUGCCAGGAUCGCAAUGAGAGGGCUUGUGCUGCUUUGUCUGCUGCCUGCAGCCUUGAGUGAGAUGAACUUUGGCUGGAAUGGACCUGCUUCUACAACGCCAGGCGCAGAACCGAGUCUGGUCCCAGUUUGUAACAGCGGCCAGGAGUCGUGCGGCUGCUGUCUGAUGCAGAAGCAGAUCAACAGGAUGGAGCAGUUCUUUAACUACAGCGUCCAGGAACUGAAAACGCAGCUGAUGAAUUCGAAGACGAACCUUAACUACAUGAGAGCCAGUCGCAGUGCCUUCUCUGUCGCUCUAAACAACGCCAACACCUUGACCUGCUUCGGCCCCUUCGCCAACGACAAACCCAUCAUCUUCAAAAACAUCUUCAUCAACCUAGGAAACAACUACAACGAGCAGACCGGCAUCUUCACCGCUCCCCGCGCCGGCGUCUACAGCUUCUCCAUCAGCAUCUACAGCCUGGCAGCAUCAGGCAAAGCCCAGGCCAGCUGCGCCAGCCUGCGAGUCAACGGCAACGAGGCGGCCCCGCUCAGUGAAAGAAACGGCAAAGACAGGGAAGACAGCAGCACGGCUGUGGCGGCCGUGCAGCUGAAGGCCGGAGACCAGGUGGUGGCCAGUCUGCUGCAGGGAUGCGACAUCUGCGACGACGUCAACCACUACAGCACGUUCACCGGCUUCCUGCUGUAUGCCACUGACAAAGCAUAGCUGUCUGGUACUUUAAACACAGCCAAUCCAGAAGAUCCUAGCCAAGAUUUAGUGACCGUCUCUGUUCCACUCACCAAUAAAUGAUAGUGGUAUCACCCACUUUUUAAUUAGUAAAACCCUUGCCUUGAUGUUGUUUUUCAUGUCCCAAUGUGGCUUUGUAAAUCCAGAACCAAAAGUGUCCUGUCCUUUCAUAACUAUUGCAAUGAUGUGAUUUGACUGUCUGAUGAAUUCUUGUGAACAAAUAAAUGAGACUUUUUAAACCCAAA